GCUCUUCUAGUUUCCUUUCUUCUAAACAGUCCACAACUAGAGAGCUUCCAAACUAAGAAAAAUGGCAAGCCCAUUGUCAACUGUCAUAAAGCCCCCAUCUCUCCUACAACCUCAACAAUCAAAACUCUCUCAUUUACUCUCAAAUUUCCCAAAACCACCACAAACCCUUUCUUUCAAUUCUACAAACGCAAACCCUAGGCUUUCCAGAAUGGUAAUCCCAUCAGUCAGAGCUCAAUCAACGAGCACUGAUCUGGGUCUCUUACAAAAGGCAGUACAAUUUGCCCAAUCUUCGCCACCCACUUGGCAAUCCGCUCUUCUCAGCAACCUUGUGAUUUUCGUUGUGGGUUCUCCGAUUCUGGUCGCUGGGUUGUCUCUCUCCGGCAUUGGAGCGGCUUUCUUGCUUGGUACUCUUACUUGGCGGGCCUUUGGGCCAUCUGGGUUUCUUCUUGUGGCCGCAUAUUUCGUUAUCGGCACCGCAGCAACAAAGUUGAAAAUGGCUCAAAAGGAGGCUCAAGGUGUUGCUGAGAAAAAGAAAGGAAGGAGAGGACCGAGAAGUGUGAUUGGUUCCAGUGCAGCUGGGUGUGUUUGUGCUUUUCUUUCCAUUUAUGGAAUUGGAGGUGAGGCAUUUUUGCGGCUCUGGCAACUUGCAUUUGUUGCCAGUUUCUGUACAAAGUUAAGUGACACCAUUUCGAGUGAGAUAGGGAAGGCAUAUGGAAGAACGACGUACCUAGUCACAACAUUUAAGGUGGUUCCAAGGGGAACAGAAGGGGCUGUGAGUGUUGAGGGAACCUUUGCUGGACUUUUAGCUUCAAUUCUUCUUGCUUUUGUUGGUUGUCUAAUUGGUGAGAUAAACAUAUCUGAAGCCGUUGUAUGCAUAGUAGCCUCCCAAAUCGCCAAUCUUGGCGAGAGUGUGAUAGGUGCUGUACUCCAAGACAAGGAAGGUUUCCAAUGGCUCAACAAUGAUGUUGUCAAUGUCAUCAACAUAUCCAUGGGCAGCAUUUUGGCAAUCUUAAUGCAGCGAAUGGUACUUCAAAACAGAUAUACAUAAUUCAAAGAUCAGGGAGCUAUUCACAGGAGCACGGGCAUGGAUCCCACUUGUCGUUGCAGCACAACCUUCAUAUGUCUACGUGAGGCAAUUAUGAAACCAAAGAGGGUCUGAAAUUUCUUUAAUGGGGAAGUACAGAGUUUCCUUCCCCCCACCCAAAACUAUAGCACAAUCAAAUGCUACAAUUUCUCUCUUUCUAAGAGCCCCCAUCUUUCCUUGCAUGGUGGACAUUGAAAAUUCAAUCAUUGUCAUUGCAGGUUCUAAGACAUAACUUUUUUGGCUACUGUAUAUCUGAAUAUUAGUGGAGAAAUUUAUCAGCUUACUCGGUGCAUUUUGGGAAAUAAAUGAUUUGCGUUUAUCGGUUUCCUCAG
Messenger RNA from Ilex paraguariensis (yerba mate), 1416 nucleotides. NCBI's taxonomy places the organism in Eukaryota, Viridiplantae, Streptophyta, Magnoliopsida, Aquifoliales, Aquifoliaceae. The record is from the annotation of a GenBank genome assembly.